AGUGACUUCGGCUGUCUUUCGGCUUCGUCUCAGCAGCGCAGGGAGACUUCGGCUCCGCUCGGAGAACCAGCACCGGACUGUAUGGUGGAGAACCGUUUUACCUUGAUCCCUUUUUUCUGGAGACCGGCUGUAUGAUUAAGCUACAAUCUUCAAUGAGUAAGCAUAUCCCACAGUUCUGUGGUGUUCUGGGUCACACAUUUAUGGAGUUUCUGAAGGGCAGUGGGGACUACUGCCAGGCUCAGCACGCUGCCUAUGCAGACGAGUGAACAGCCAAACUCGCCAUCGAUCCGACACACUUGAGCCACAGGAGGGACCCCGGAGAGUUGGCAGGACCGGGACGCCUCCCAGAACCAGCGACAACUCGGCCUGGAUGGGGUAACUUCACCCGCUGCACACUGCCCUCGUCGGCUUCCGCCUGGCCAGAAUCAAGGUGGAACCAGCCUUGUUUUUGUUCCUUUUCUUUUCUUUUAUUCCAAAGGAGAGGGUUUUGAGUUGUUUCUCUGAUUGUCCGCCCUUUCUAUCGGCCGCCAACGACCCAAAUUUCCCCGCUCUCGCCCGUCAAAGCCUUCGUUUCUGUUCAGUUUUUUCGGUUUAGCCUUGCCAACCUCAAAGGAAGGAAGAGCGGAGGAUUUCUGAACGUUUUGUUUGACAUUCCCUCCGAGUUUUAACUCCGUGUUUACAUUCGUGUUUUUACUCUGUGGAAGACCUUUGGGCUUUUUUUUUUUACGUUGUCACGAUGGCUCGUAUGAACAGACCCGCCCCUGUGGAGAUCACCUACAAGAACAUGAGGUUCCUCAUCACCCACAAUCCCACCAACGCCACCCUGAACAAGUUCAUCGAGGAGCUGAAGAAGUAUGGAGUGACCACCGUCGUGAGAGUCUGCGAGGCCACCUAUGAUGCCACCUUGGUGGUGAAGGAGGGGAUCCAGGUUCUGGAUUGGCCGUUCGACGAUGGAGCUCCUCCCUCUAACCAGAUCGUGGACGAUUGGCUGAACCUGCUGAAGCUGAAGUUCAGGGAGGAGCCGGGCUGCUGCAUCGCUGUCCACUGUGUGGCAGGUCUGGGGAGAGCUCCUGUUCUGGUGGCACUCGCCUUGAUUGAAUGUGGGAUGAAGUACGAAGACGCUGUCCAGUUCAUUCGACAGAAGCGUCGGGGAGCGUUCAACAGCAAGCAGCUGUUCUACCUGGAGAAAUAUCGUCCAAAGAUGCGCCUGCGCUUCAAAGAUUCCAACGGCCAUCGCAAUAACUGCUGCAUCCAGUAGAGCCAAACCCUGAGCCACGCCAACCCCCUUCCCCUCCUCCCCCCCCUCCCCUUAACCUCCCCUCUAAAGAAGAUUGAUUUAACCCUUGCUUGCUUCUUACCUGGCAGGCUUGUUUUCUUAGUCAUUGUGUUGAAGUAUUUUAUUUUGAAAAACCAUGCUCGGUAAUUCAACUGUCCCCUCUUCCUCCUCCUCUUCCUCUUCUUCUUCUUCUUCUUCUCCCGGUUCAAAUCAAGUGUCAUAAAAAAAGAAAGUAACUGAGUGGUGUGAGCCGGAGUCACCGUGUUUCUCUUCAUGUGCCCAGUAUAGAUAAAAAGAGAAAGGGCAGCAGCGUCGUGUGUCGUCGUAAGAUGUUGGAUUAACUGUUUUCUGCAUCCCAAAGAUUCUGAUUGGCCGGUUUACAUCGCCUGAGAAUGUGCUACAAAAAAAAUUAAAAAACAACAGAUUAUAAUUUCACGUCAGAGAUUCCUCUGCGCCCCGUUCAAUUUAAGGGUUCCAGACUGACGAGAAAGAGGUUUGCCUUCCUUCAGAUCAGACGGUUCAUCCAUAAAUGCCUUACAAUCGAAGUGGAACAAAGGCAACCGAGGCGGGAGCGCCCCCCGCUGGCAUUCGGAAAAAGGUUUCAUUUUUCUACUCGGAACAGAAAAAAAAAAAAGAAGUCGUUGCCUUUGUCUCGUGCAGGAAGUCUUACACUCACUUAAGCCCUUUCAGUAACUAUUUUUUAAUAUAAGAUGCUUAACUGUCGCAAUAUUUAUUUGUCAAUUGAAAGUCUAGGACCUUGUUUCUUUUCUCUAUCAAACCUUCUGUUUACUAAUUAACUGCCAUGUCCAAGAUGUGAUUUUAUUUUUGUUUCCGUUUUAUAAUUUUACUUUUUUUUUUUUUUUUUUUUUCUGCUUCAAACUGGACUUCCAACGUCUGCGAUAUUUUGUAUGCCUUUUUAUUUGAUGUCCGUAACUUAAGACUUGGAUACUUGAUGAUUUUAUGUAUUUGAAAAUGUGUACUAUUAUUAUUAGGUUGGCUAUUUAUACUAUCAAUGGAUGUGUGAUUUAGUACCGUGAGCGACAAAGUUGUACCUGUUCACCAACUUGUGAGAGUACAUUAAAUGAUACACUUAAAAACAACAAA
This is a messenger RNA of Notolabrus celidotus (New Zealand spotty), 2380 nucleotides long. RefSeq names its product protein tyrosine phosphatase 4A1 (gene ptp4a1). The transcript is spliced from 6 exons. Gene Ontology annotation, biological process: protein dephosphorylation. Gene Ontology annotation, molecular function: protein tyrosine phosphatase activity. The coding region runs from base 737 to 1258 and encodes 173 amino acids. Gene Ontology annotation, cellular component: nucleus. The record is from RefSeq and is a predicted model, not a curated record. NCBI's taxonomy places the organism in Eukaryota, Metazoa, Chordata, Actinopteri, Labriformes, Labridae.